AAAAACAGUAUAAAUAUUUUUAGUAUGGAACUAUGGAUUACUCAUCAUUCUUAGGUUACUCCUUCAGCCAACUCGAGCCCACAUUCCUGUCAAUCUCAACCAUGAAAAGAGAAAAAAAAAAGAUUGCAAAGCAAUAAAAAGUCGUAGCCUGUAAGAAUCCAAUGUAAAAACAAGUUUGAAGCUGACCUUCAACUGCCAAGUUAACCCAUUUCAUUAAUGAAUCCCUUUAAUACGGAAAAACACUUUCCUUUUCUCAUACUAACAUCACUCAGUCCAUCUUAAAGCUACUGCUUCACUCAUUCACACCAAUAAUCUGCUGAAUUUCAUGAUCAUUGGACCAUUAGGCUUAAAUUCGAGCAUAGGGUUGUUGGUGAUAUUGUAGUGAAAACACAAGGGCAGUUUCAGACUUUUAGAUGUAGCCCCAAUUAUAAAAUAUAUGAUCUGCAAAGUGCAAAGUCGUAGGUGAGGAUGGUUAAAGGCAACUAUGAUAGCGAUACACAUCCUAUUCCUUCUUUUAGCUUAACCCUUUACCUUCUUUUUCUGUGUUCUUUUAUUCUUUUAUUAUUUUGCAAAGCUAGCAGACAACAUAAAUGACAGAAACUUUUGUAAUAAUUUUUCACAUUUUAUUUCUGAUAUUCCUUCUCUUAAAGAAAUACUAAAUGGGAAUUGAGAGGCGUACGAUGUUGCGUAUAAACUAGUGUUUGACUAAAAUAAUCCUGGGGCGUACAGGUGAAAGUAAAAAAUUUAGCGUAGCAAUGAUGAGAGAGAGGGCACAAAUGGGCGCAGCUAAGCACGUGGGUGCUGCCUUUCUCAUUGCACGCUGUCAUGGCAAGGUCAUAAGACUCAUGGCAAAAUGCCAUUGAAGCCUAAGGCUUGAAACGAAAUAUUCUUUUCGAUGUUACAAAAGGGUCAAAAAUAUAUCUACAUUCCGAAACAAAACAUAUUUUUUUCAUUUAUAUUUUGGUUGAAUUUUCCGAUGAAUGAUUGGCAGUUGCUGUUUGUGUAGAGAGUAUCAAAAGCGUUAGAUUUCAGGUUGUUUGUCUCAAAAAAGAAUUCUUUAUUUAACUGUGUAGAGAGUCUUUUUAAUUAGAGGAACGUAGUGAACUCCACAUUUAUCUAUGCGAUUUGGAGAGGGCUGCUGCUGUCUUUUUUUUUUUUUUUUUUACUAUGCUUUUGGGUUCAUUGACUUGGUGAGAGUUUUAGAAUACUUGAUCUUCGAUAGGAUUGCAAUGGCUUUGAUUCUUUGUUUUGCAUGUCCAAAUCAGAUAGGGUAUGGAAUUUGACUGAAGGACUCCGGACUUUGUAUUAUUUGAUCUUCUGGGUUUCUGUCACUUGAUUAUUUUUUGCUAUAUAAAAGAAAAAAUUCUAUGUAUAAACCCACAACAAAAACUCUUGGUACUCCUUUCUUCUUGGAUAUCCUCUCUGGUAUCUCCUUCCGUAAAAUUGUAGUAUUUCUUUUGACAGUUUAUUUGUUCUAUUUGCUGGAAUUUGAGGUUUAUCUUUUUUGGGUUUCUAGUUGGGGUUGCUUAGUUGGGAUAUUUUCGUACAGGGAAUGGGUGGUCUAGUCAUUUCUGUUGUUCGGAUAACAUCUUUUGCUUGCGGUUGGAGAAGGAACUUUUUAUGACUUUUGGUGCACCAAAAGGGAGGCUUCUACCAUCAGGCGUGAAAAGAGGUUUAUUAGUUUCCAUCAUGUUAAGUUGUACCUGGUGAAUACACAAAGCGUAGUGAGGAAAGAAAAAAAAACAACACAAAAUUCAGUCAUGAAGUUUAUGAAGCUCGGAUCUCGGCCUGACACCUUCUACACUGCCGAGGCUGUAAGGUCUGUCUCUUCCGAAGUCUCUAGUGACCUUAUAAUUCAGGUGAAAGGAAGUAGAUAUCUGCUUCACAAGUUUCCUCUGUUGUCAAAGAGUUUGCGGUUGCAGAGGACAUGCUCUGAAUCCCCUGAAACAUCACAACAACAAAUAAUCCAAUUACCUGAUUUCCCUGGUGGAAUUGAGGCGUUUGAGCUUUGUGCAAAGUUCUGUUAUGGUAUCACAAUCACUCUCAGCGCGUAUAACAUUGUAGCUGCACGAUGUGCAGCCGAAUACUUGCAGAUGACAGAAGAUGUUGAGAAGGGGAAUUUAGUUUACAAACUUGAAGUUUUUUUCAAUUCCUGCAUCCUACAUGGUUGGAAAGACUCUAUUGUGACUCUACAAAGCACCAAAGCUUUUCCUUUAUGGUCAGAAGAGCUUGGAAUUACGAGCAGAUGCAUAGAAUCAAUUGCAUCAAAAGUUUUAAUACACCCCUCAAAGGCGAGCUUGUCACAUAGUCAUUCGAGAAGGGUUAGGGAUGAUAUAUCUUGUAAUGGAGCAGAGAGCCAGCGGCACAAACAACCAACAACCAAAGGUUGGUGGGCUGAGGACAUGGCUGAGUUGGGUAUAGACCUCUACUGGAGAACGAUGAUAGCAAUUAAAUCUGGUGGGAAAAUACCCUCUAAUCUCGUUGGGGAAGCAUUGCAAAUUUAUGCAUCUCGAUGGCUACCUAACAUAUCCAGAAAAGUAAAAGCUAACAAAGAAGCAGCAUCUGGCUCAGAUUCAGACUCAGCUGGUGAGGUUACUUCAAAGCACAGGCUGCUUUUGGAAUCAAUAGUAAGUUUACUCCCGUCACAGAAAGGCGGUGUUUCUUGCAGUUUUCUACUUAAACUCUUGAAAGCAGCCAACAUUCUCAAUGCUUCAUCUUCUUCAAAGAUGGAAUUGGCUAGAAGAGUAGCACUUCAAUUAGAGGAGGCAAGAGUCAGUGAUCUGUUAAUACCUUCUCUAUCAUACUCAAGCAAUACACUCUGUGAUGUAGACAUAGUUAUGAACAUUUUGGAGCAAUUCAUGUUACAAGGACCUCCAACCAGCCCUCCAAGAUCCAAGCUGGGGUUUGAAAGGAGAAGAAGGUCACGUUCAGCCGAGAAUAUUGACUUUGAGUUUCAGGAAAGUAGGAGGUCUUCUACAGCAUCACACAGCUCCAAACUAAAAGUAGCCAAAAUUGUAGAUGGUUAUCUUCAAGAGAUUGCCAGAGACAAAAAUCUGCCUCUGUCAAAAUUCAUUGCAAUAGCUGAGACAAUUCCGGAUUUCUCACGGCUUGACCAUGAUGAUCUCUACCGAGCUAUCGACAUUUAUCUCAAGGCACAUCCAGACCUAAACAAGAGCGAAAGAAAAAUGUUAUGCCGUAUUCUAGACUGCAAAAAACUCUCUGUUGAGGCCUGCAUGCAUGCUGCUCAAAAUGAAAAACUUCCACUUAGGGUAGUGGUGCAAGUUCUCUUCUUUGAGCAAGCUCGAGCUGCCACAGCGGGGGGCAAAGUGACUGAGCUCCCUAGCAACAUUAAGGCACUUUUAGCUUCUCAUAAAAUUGAUACAUCUAGGCCUCCAGGGCCUUUGAGCACUACCACUAGCAUUCCAGCAGAUGACCAAUGGAGCGUCUCAGGUCUUAAAUCCCCGAAGUCCAGAAUUUCAACAUUAAGGAUGAAACUAGCUGAAGAUGAUAAUUUGGACGAAAAUGAUAUGAACCCUGAUGGAAUGGGAAGACCUUCUAAAUUUAAGGCUUUCUGUGCUCUACCUACGAGACCCAAAAAAAUGUUCAGUAAGUUGUUGUCCAUCAAUAGAAGUACCAGUGAAAAGAAUUGAGUGAAUUUUGUUUAUUUCCAAAGUUGGGGAUGGUAAAAUUUUAAGGGUAACAUAUACUCUCUUCUUUUUUUUGUCCAUUGAGCAAAUGCCUUGUAAUUUUAGCUAAGAAACAAAGAAUCUCAAUGUGCAUUGAUGAUGUAACCUAAUAUAAUAAGAAUCAAGAUUUUCAGGAGACAGGAAAUUCUUUUGGUGAAUCUCAUUUUUAGACUGGACUAGGACUCCUAGUUGUAAAUGGCUAAUCGUGGGGCCAAUAUAGCUGUGUUUGUCCGUGGAUUUGCAAACACUGGUCUUUGUCACUUGGUUGCAAUACCUGGAUCCUCACCUGGUGAUCAAGAUUAAGUAUUGGUAUUUCUUCUGUCCGACAGGAUGCACUGAUUUUAUAUUGGAAUUUGUCUUAAAUCUUUGUUUUAAGCUAAAUUGGGAUAUAUUUACUCCAAAAUUAUAUAGAAAUUUGCGCUGGCAUCUGCAAAGAUUCAGAUUUAUAUUUUCUUGAAAUUCUUUGUGGGGAAUUAACCGCCAAGUUGAUGAAAUGAUAGAAUUAAUG
Molecule: messenger RNA, 4194 nt
Organism: Durio zibethinus
Lineage: Eukaryota; Viridiplantae; Streptophyta; Magnoliopsida; Malvales; Malvaceae
Product: BTB/POZ domain-containing protein At1g67900-like
Source: RefSeq, a predicted model, not a curated record